Molecule: messenger RNA, 1779 nt
Organism: Capronia epimyces CBS 606.96
Lineage: Eukaryota; Fungi; Ascomycota; Eurotiomycetes; Chaetothyriales; Herpotrichiellaceae
Exons: 1
Coding region: 1-1779 (592 amino acids)
Source: RefSeq, a predicted model, not a curated record
AUGACCUGGGCACCCUGGGAAGUCUUGCAUAACUGGGCACCCUUUAAGAUCGAUGCCCUUGGCCUGGUCACUUUACUCGGGGCUGAGGAAAUCAAUUCCGCCGUUGGUCGACUGGUCCGUAGCACCUAUCUCGAGUAUCUCCCUUUGCUAGGGGCUUUCAUCAUUGCCGGAGACCGCUUCACUGACAAGGCAGCCGGCUUCAACCUUUACAAUAUCUCCGAAGGCAUCCAUACGACAGAACUCUCUGCAUGGCUGACCCGGUGGAUGCUCUCUCAGGACUUCGAGGUUACUCGAAGUUUCGUGGACUGGACGGUCACUCCGCCAAAGUCUCGUCGACAUGACAUCGUCGUCGCAGCGAUCAUCGGCUUCGUUUUGAAUGGCUUUCUCAUUGCUCUGACGCUCUUGUCCAGAGACUGGUAUGGUUUCGCCAACGCCGUGGCCAUGAUCAUUUCGAUCUUGGUCCGCGCUUAUGUUAUAGGCCAGCACCGUGCGGCCAUCGAUGCCAUGGUAGCCGAAGUCUCCAGUAAAUCUCAAUCCCAUCCAACCGCAAAUUCAGGCGAGGACGAGAGGCGGAGCCACGGCUUAUGGAAGAAGGAAAACAGGGCAGUAACAAUGAAGAGAGAUAAUACGUCUGGCGCAGACCCCCUCCCCGAUGCGGACUCCUCAUUUCAAAGCUCCUUUUCUGUCGACAAUACCGCGAGGAGUCGGGGCUCUUCCCAGCAGAGUCAGAGGAUGCCGAAGGAGCAGAGACCUGCACCGCCUAUUAAGCGAAAUCCAAAGAACCCUAAGUCUAAAGGCGGCCCCGGGCUUGGGAAGACCAAGGUCCUCAUCAUCCAGUCAGAUUCCAAAGCAGUGACCUUCUGGAUGCCAAAGGAGCUGUUGGCUCCACCAUCCCUGUUCAUCGAAGGCCCCAAUCUUUUACACCCCCUGACGUAUUCCUUUGUGCGAUCCCUCGGGUGGGUGGCGUUUGCGGUGCACGUCGUUGCCCUUGGUAUGGCAGACCUGGCUAGUCAGUGGUACACAGUUGUCCUCCUUGUGCUGCCGAGUGUCCUGCUGGUGCUCAAGUUUGGGUGUGACGACUCCAACUGGAGACCGACGAUAGAUGGCUGGAGGAGAAGCUUUCUCAACGGGUGCCAACGUCGCGACACGAGCAAGUCGGACGAGGUUGAUGAAACUGCGAAGUCGGGAGAAUUCGUGAAGCAGCGCGAAUGCUGGAUCGGUUCACGACUCAAAGCAGAGAUCUACCAGUGGCCAGCCUCCUACGAGUUCACCGAAGAGGCAAAUGGGGACGGUAAAGGAUGGACGAAUCGUGUUCUUAAAGGCAAAGAGCGCUCAAGGAAAAGACAAGAUCUCUAUGCAUGGCUUGCACUUACGCCCGACGAGGAACAAAGCAUGGAUAAAUGGGACCUCUUCCCGCACAUACGCAACAAAAAUGAGGUGUGGCGGACCACGUACGAGCUGAAGAGAGACUGUUUGCAGCCCAACCCCAAUUUUGGGCCGCAGCGCGAGUUCUUGAGUGAUCGACAAACAGUCUCCCCUGAGCCAAUGGUACGGCGCAGACAGGCCAGGCCUCGCAGACAGAGCCUUGUAGCUCCUCAAAUGGUUAGUUCAGCCUUUCCACUUUCAGCGAUCAGGCCUGAAGAUGCUGGUUUGGUCGAUUCGCCGCGCCAAAUGCCCCAGGGAAAUGAGGCCGGGCCGCUCGAUGAUGGCAAUGCGCUUCUGGAACCCUUUCCAAACGGUCGUAAGCCUGAGAGCGCUUCAUCUUUGAAGGAGGACUAG